UGAAAAUCCAUGUUUAGGCGGAAGAGGAUGUUACUGGCAGUGAGUAUCAAACCUUUCACGAAUUGCAAGUAAGUCGCGUACAAUAUUGGAUGGGCAUGAUGGACAGUGAAGAAUUGGAGGAAUCGCCGCCAGAAUUUUCUGCCAGCGAAGACGAAUGGAGUCCACUGAAGGAUCGUGCUCCGUCAGCAAAGGAUGCAAAACCAACAGUAAACCAAAAGAAAGGAUUAAGCCGUGGCAAAGGUAUUUCGAAACCAGCAGCGCGGAAACCAACACGAGCAUCAAGGAGAAUAGCCAGCCGUUUGGGAAAAGUACUUUCCGAUUGCGAGACAGAGGCGAAACCUGACACCGAAGUACAAGACGAGUCAACGGAGUACGAGUCUUCGUCGGGGGAAGAACCACCUAAGAAACGUCCCGCUAAACGGCGUGUUCGCAAGUCUAGCUCGAGUCCAAAGGGGCCAAUUAAAUUGACUACAUUUACUGUGGAGGAACUUUAUCGUAAGUACCGGCCGGAUCUAGCAGCUGGUCCAUCCAAAAGUAUUACGACAUCUGAGCAAAAGGCAGUUAAACGGAAACCAGAGGAAGACGACAGCAGCGGGGAUGAUUAUUUGAUGGAUCCAGAUGAUUUGGAUCUGGAUUCGGAAUUUUUCAACCCAGUCAAAACUGCCGGGGAAGCAAAAGUGGAGUUUGAUUGUAAUGCUGGACUGGGUUCGGAUCAGUCUGACGAUGAGGAACCACUCAGUAGCGUUAAAAAGUUGGAUGAGAUUAGCCUGGAUAUCAAUCAGAAACUUAUCCGGCAAAUAAAUGAAGCUGGAUGUAAUUUGAUGAAUACCGUGAAAAUGAAAAAUUCGGCCGAUAAUCAGUUGGAGCAACCAAAGCUAGAUCAGUCGAAUGUUUCAAAUCUCUUGCUGGUUGGAGAGAAAAAUAAGAUUAAAAAAGACAUUUUGGAAUCCAAAAACGGUUUCGUUUCUGUUGAUGAGAAACAAACACAGGAGCAGCAUAAGGUGGUGGAAUUUACUAUCAAAUCCGAACUGGUUGAACACAGGAAACCCCAAAAGAAAAAGAUAGACCUGCUGACUGCCAUCAAACGACUAAUGAAUCGUGAGAAGCGCCAAAAUCAAAUAUACCUGCACAAAGUAUCCGUACUCUGUUCGAUCGGACAUGGAGUGUUUUUGAACAAAACUCUUAGCCAGAGUGAUUUGCUUGAACAAAUUGCAAAACGACUGCUGCCAUCGACUAACUGCCGACCGAAAGGUCUUACCAAUUUACUCUACUUUGAGCAAAUUACGCGAUACUUCAGAAAAGCGGUGAGAUUAAGAAAUAGCGAAUGGCAUUUCCGAUCUAGUAAGACGAACUGUCCGCCGCUGGCGGCUAUGCUUAAAUAUCAGAUCCUGAGAAAAGCAGCCUUCUCGAAGAGAGACUACAUUUUGCUGUUUCUGUUAAUGUUGCGCGCGUUGAGCAUCCACAGCCGGCUGGUAAUGUCCUUAGUGGUUCCAUCGAAGCAGGUGUCACCUAAUGAUUUGUACCGAAUGACGUCGCAAAAUCCGCAAGAUAUGGAAGCAGACCGUCGAUUGUUGCUGGAGUUUCAUCGAGCACCCAGGCAUAGUACAAUUUUUAAAGUGAAGGAAAAGCUUGCUAAUUUAGUCGAAAAAAGUUCGGCUGAAAUGCGCAGGAAAGCGGGCCGGAGGGGGCGUCUCGAGCGUGUGAUGGCUGCGAUUCCUCAAUUCGACGGAAGCGAUGAUAUUGUUAAAGCGGGACCUUCCAAAAGCAGCAACAGGCUGAAAUUAAUGCAGGAAUCUUUCCUGGACGUGAAGCAAAACUUAAAAACUAAACGACAGAAGAAAGCUGAGGAGCCUGCUUUUUCCGGAGAUUUAGAUGAAGUGGUUCGACGACGUAGAGAGAGUAUAUUGGCAGCAUAUCGUGCGUCUAAACAACUGAGGGUUAGCCAGUGUACAUCCGAUGAAGAUCAGCAGUACGUUGAGAUUCGGAACACCAAAGCAACGGGUCUUAGAAAAGCUCGACAGAACCGACCGGGAGUGGAUAUGUGGGUGGAAGUCUACUGCGAUAAUGAGGACAAGUGGAUUACGAUCGAUGUGCUUUCUGGGAGGGUGCACCGUUUGGAAGAGGUGGUUAACGCCGCCUCGCAGCCAAUUACGUACGUACUAGCAUGGAACAACGAUGGUACGAUCAAAGACGUUUCGCCUCGUUACAUAUCUCGUUUGGGUAGCAAGAAAACUAAGCUCCGAGUGGAUGACGCCUGGCUGGCAACGGCUCUCAGCCCAUAUCGAAUUCGCCGUACAUCGCGUCGCGAUCGCAGCGAGGAUUUGAAGUUCGACAAGUUGCUCAAUAAACGUCCGUUUCCCGUGCAGAUAGCCGAGUAUAAAAAUCAUCCACGAUUUGCAUUGGAACGGCAUUUACUGCGACAUGAAGCCAUCUAUCCGCGAGAUGCUGUCGUAUUGAGCCACAUCAAGGGCGAACCUAUCUAUCCGAGAGAUUGCGUGCACGCGUUACUAUCACGGGAAGGGUGGCUACGACAGGCUAAAACGGUUAAACUGUUCGAAGAGCCGUACAAAGUGGUUAAAGCCAAAGCCCGACUGGAUCGGUAUACAGGAACUUCGAUUAGCGGUGGUCAAACGGAACUGUUUGGCGCGUGGCAAGUUCAGGAUUAUGAGCCACCAGUGGCGCAGGGUGGCGUGGUUCCACGAAGCGCCUACGGAAAUGUGGAACUGUUCAGACCGUGCAUGCUGCCGAAAGGAACCGUCCAUCUGCAGCUGCCGGGUUUGAACAAAGUUUGCAAACGGAUACGGGUGGAUUGUGCCUCCGCAAUCACCGGGUUCGAGUUCCGAAACGGUGGCUGUCAGGCCGUGUACGAUGGGUACGUCGUUUGCGAGGAGUUUCGCGAUCAAGUGAUCGACGAGUGGUACCAGGAGCAGGUCGAGUUAGAGCGGAAACAGGACGAAAAGUGCAGGAAGCGAGUGUAUGGCAAUUGGAAGCGGCUUAUCGUUGGGUUGCUUAUAAGGAAGAAACUGAAGGAUCGAUACAAUUUCGAUAAUUUCUAGCAAUGUGAUGCAAAAAGGUUUGUGUUAAAUUAUUGUUUUUAUAGGCAGCUGCUUAGCGUU
Molecule: messenger RNA, 3116 nt
Organism: Sabethes cyaneus
Lineage: Eukaryota; Metazoa; Arthropoda; Insecta; Diptera; Culicidae
Product: DNA repair protein complementing XP-C cells homolog
Exons: 3
Coding region: 90-3056 (988 amino acids)
Biological process (GO): mismatch repair; nucleotide-excision repair
Cellular component (GO): XPC complex; nucleus; cytoplasm
Molecular function (GO): single-stranded DNA binding; damaged DNA binding
Source: RefSeq, a predicted model, not a curated record